AUGUUCCAUGUGAUUAGCAAUUAAUUUGUCUUUGUUAGAUCUGCGGUUGGCUAGACAACCUCCUGUAACUAGGUUUGUCUUUUUUCCAACGAGUAACGUGGUUAAUUUGAACACGAUUGAUUCCACAUUUUUGUUUUAGAUUUACUUUUACAUCCGCUUCUGAUUAUCCUUUCCCAACCUCUACUUGUUCAACAACAAAAAAAUAUCAAGCUUUCCGCGUUGACCAAUCCCCCAUUCGAAUAUUCUAUCUUCUGCGUAGAAGCUACGGUUUGGUUCUUGAUUUUGAGCAAUUUGAUUGCUUUGAUGCAAAAACAAGAAGAAUUUCCGGAGGGAUUUCGUCCUGUUUUGGUCUCUGGGUUUAGUAAUGCCAGAGAUCUUACGUGAGGAAAGCAGUUCAUCAUCAUCAGCCACCGCCGGCGCCGGCGAUUUCAAGCUUAACCUUUUUGGAAAAUAUGAGGUCGGAAAACUUCUGGGCUGUGGUGCUUUUGCCAAGGUUUAUCAUGCCAGGGAUGUGAGGACAAGACAGAGCGUGGCGAUUAAGACGGUAAGCAAGCAGAAGAUAUUGAAAGGUGGUUUCACGGAGCAUGUUAAGAGGGAGAUUUCUAUUAUGCGCAGGUUGCGACAUCCUCAUAUCGUUCGCCUUCAUGAGGUACUUGCGACGAAGACGAAGAUCUAUUACGUUAUGGAAUUCGCUAAAGGUGGAGAGCUGUUUACUAAGGUUAGCAAAGGGAGAUUCAGCGAGGAUCUCAGCCGGAGAUAUUUUCAGCAAUUGAUCUCCGCCGUUGAUUAUUGUCAUUCUCGUGGCGUGUAUCAUCGGGAUCUGAAGCUGGAGAAUCUGUUGCUUGAUGAAAAUUGGGAUCUCAAGGUCACCGAUUUCGGGUUAAGCGCAGUAACGGAUCAGAUCCGACCCGAUGGAUUCCUCCAUACGCUAUGCGGAACUCCGGCAUACGUAGCUCCUGAAAUCCUCGAGAAGAAAGGAUACGAUGGAGCGAAGGUGGAUAUAUGGUCAUGUGGCAUCAUUCUUUUUGUGCUCAACGCCGGUUAUUUACCAUUCACCGAUGCAAAUCUAAUGGCGAUGUAUCGGAAAAUCUACAAAGGCGAAUUCCGUUGCCCUAAAUGGACCUCACACGGAUUAAAACUGUUGCUGAUCCGACUCCUCGACACGAAUCCCGAGACUCGAAUCUCCAUUGAACAGAUUAGAAACGAUCCCUGGUUUCGGAAAGGUUACAAAGAGGUGAAAUCGCAUCUCGGUGAUGAAUUUGAGUUAAAAAAUAGUUCCGAGGUAAAUCGCGACGGCAAAUUUCUAAAUGCGUUUCAUAUAAUCUCGUUAUCCUCUGGUGUUAAUCUGUCUGGAUUAUUGAAGAGUCUAGGAGGCAAAGACACAGUAGAUGUUGAUAGGUUUGUUUCAGCAGCGUCACCGGAGAGAAUAACACAGAGGAUUGAAGAGAUUGCAAAGGCAGAAGGGAUGAGAGUCACUGGAAAAAAUGGCGCCGGUGUGAGGGUUGAGGGGCAAAAUGGGAAAUUUGUUUUAGCAACGGAGAUUAACCGGUUAACGGAGAAAGUGGUGAUUGUAGAAGUUAAAAGGAAGGAGAUAGGAGCUGGACCUGAUCGAGAAAUAUGGAAACUGAAAUUUAAGCCGCAGCUUAGUGAAUUCUUUUUGUGAAUUCUUUCAUGGUCCAAUUGUUAUUACAGCAUUCUCUAUAGUAGAAUUCAGACUUCACAGGAAAAAGAGAUUUCGAAAUCUCUUUGACUUCAGCUACUCGACUGACUAAAGCUAAAAGGAGAAAGGAAUAUAACGCUAGUUGUAGUAUAGAUCGAGGAAUGUGUGUCGAGGUGGGGUGGAUAAGUUUCUAAAGGGGGCAAGAAGAGAAGAAGUUACUACAUUUUUGCGAAUAGGAAUUCAAACUACCAUGUCAGGUUUGGGCAAAACCUGGUGUACACUAUUUUUAUUUUUAUUAUUGUGAAGAGUUAGUAGAAUGUAUCAUAAUUUGUGCUCUCUGUAAACAUAAGAUACAGAGAGGGAGAUAAUUACCAGGUUAUGUGUAUAUUUUUAUAACCUGGUAAUCUGAUUUCAUGAUAAUCUCAUUUUUCAUAGUAAAAUGAUUAUUGUAAUGAGAUCAUGGAUUUCAAUAGGAAUAUCCUUUUCGGGAGAAGGAUUCGCUUUUUCCUAUUUUAACUUUCCUAAUUGUUUGGUUUUGUAUGACAGUUGGGAUAGUUAUUGUAUGAGAUUUAUUCAAUGUUAGAUUUAUAGACGGUUAAUAGAUUGAUAUGAAUAUAAUGAACUAUUCAAAUAUAAAA
Solanum dulcamara is the source of this 2298-nucleotide messenger RNA. RefSeq names its product CBL-interacting serine/threonine-protein kinase 14-like. Gene Ontology annotation, molecular function: protein kinase activity; ATP binding. The record is from RefSeq and is a predicted model, not a curated record. The coding region runs from base 365 to 1663 and encodes 432 amino acids. Gene Ontology annotation, biological process: signal transduction; protein phosphorylation. NCBI's taxonomy places the organism in Eukaryota, Viridiplantae, Streptophyta, Magnoliopsida, Solanales, Solanaceae. The transcript has a single exon.